Molecule: messenger RNA, 474 nt
Organism: Triticum turgidum subsp. durum (durum wheat)
Lineage: Eukaryota; Viridiplantae; Streptophyta; Magnoliopsida; Poales; Poaceae
Source: the annotation of a GenBank genome assembly
AUGUCGUCGUCGUCGCUGUCGCCGGGAGGCGGAAGGCUGUCGGGCUCGGACGGCGACUCGGGGGCGACGUUCGCGGCCGGGGACAACCGGCGGGAGAAGAGGCGGCUGUCGAACCGGGAGUCGGCGCGGCGGUCGCGGCUGCGGAAGCAGCAGCACCUGGACGAGCUGGUGCAGGAGGUGGCGCGCCUCAAGGCCGAGAACGCGCGCGUGCUGGCGCGCGCCAACGACAUCACCGGGCAGUUCGUGCGCGUGGACCAGGAGAACACCGUGCUCCGGGCGCGCGCCGCCGAGCUCGGCGACCGGCUGCGCUCCGUCAACCAGGUGCUCCGCGUCGUCGAGGAGUUCAGCGGCGUCGCCAUGGACAUCCAGGAGGAGUGCCCGCCUGACGACCCCCUGCUCCGGCCGUGGCAGACCCCGUACCCUGCCACCGCCAUGCCCAUCGCCGCCACCGCCACGCACAUGCUCCAGUACUGA